Messenger RNA from Linderina pennispora, 1182 nucleotides. Its product is annotated as glycoside hydrolase. Gene Ontology annotation, cellular component: cell surface; fungal-type cell wall; extracellular region. The record is from RefSeq and is a predicted model, not a curated record. The coding region runs from base 1 to 1182 and encodes 393 amino acids. NCBI's taxonomy places the organism in Eukaryota, Fungi, Kickxellomycota, Kickxellomycetes, Kickxellales, Kickxellaceae. Gene Ontology annotation, biological process: carbohydrate metabolic process; cell wall organization. Gene Ontology annotation, molecular function: 1,3-beta-glucanosyltransferase activity; glucan endo-1,3-beta-D-glucosidase activity. The transcript is spliced from 2 exons.
AUGAAGUUCGCUUUUGGUCUCGCUCUCUUCGCCUCGUCGGCGCUCGCUGCGUCGCACUUUAACGGCCUCAACUACAACCCGAAGCGGCAGGAUGGCUCGUGCCCGGUCGUCGAUCAGGUGCGCCAGGACCUGCAGGUGCUGCGUCCGUACACGAACAAGCUGCGCAUCUACAGCGUCAACGACUGCAACCAGGGCGAGCCGGUGCUGCGCGCCAUGGAGAACACCGACUGGAAGGUCGAGCUCGGUCUGUGGGUGAACCAGAACGACGCCGUGUACCAGGCCGACAAGGCCGAGCUGCUGCGCCUGGCCAAGUACUUUGACUUCAACAAGCAGGUCGCCGCUGUUAUUGUCGGGUCCGAGUCGAUCUACCGUGGCGAGCAGACCGCCGAGCAGCUGGCUGCCAAGGUCAAGGACACCAAGGCCGCGCUGGCCGCCAUCGGCCUUGGCAACAUCCCUGUCAGCUCCUCGGAGACCUGGCCCACGUACUACAAGCCGCUGAUCGACGCUGUCGAUUUCGUCAACAUGCACGGCUUCCCGUUCUGGGAGGGUGUUGCUGUUGAUCGCUGCUGGCGACAAGAUGCCCAGGCCGGCGGUAAGAAGGUUGUUAUUGGCGAGACUGGCUGGCCCACGGCCGGCGACAACUAUGGUGCCGCUAUUGCCAGCCCCGAGAACACCCUGAACUACAUGCAGCAGUUCAUUUGCCGCGCCAACAAGGAGGGCAUUGACUACUACUGGUUCAACUCGUUCGACCAGAGCUGGGCGUCGCACAACAAUGCCUCGAACGUCGAGGGCAACUGGGGUAUCAUCAAGAGCGACUAUGUCACUCCCAAGUUCCAGGAGCCCAUGUAUGUCUGCGAUGGUAGCGUUUCGUCGUCGGUUGAGUCGUCGUCUGCUGCUGAGUCCUCGAAGACCGUUGAGUCGUCGGAGGCUGCCAAGACUGAUGCCACCAAGACUGAUGCCACCGAGACUGCUGCACCAAGACUGCUGCCACCGAGACUGCUGCCAACACUGGUGCCCCGGCUACCGAUGCUCCGGCCACCGACGCCCCCGCCACCUCGGUCCCGGCCAACACUGACGCCGCUACCUCGAGCGCCCCCGCCGCUACCUCGGUCCCCAAGUGCAAGAAGCACUAGAUCAAUGCCGCUGCUCAGCUCGUGGUACUAUAAAAUGACCUUUAAAUAG